Macadamia integrifolia is the source of this 1561-nucleotide messenger RNA. RefSeq names its product copper chaperone for superoxide dismutase, chloroplastic-like. Lineage: Eukaryota; Viridiplantae; Streptophyta; Magnoliopsida; Proteales; Proteaceae. Gene Ontology annotation, molecular function: superoxide dismutase activity; copper ion binding. The record is from RefSeq and is a predicted model, not a curated record. The transcript has 7 exons. Gene Ontology annotation, biological process: removal of superoxide radicals. The coding region runs from base 30 to 1157 and encodes 375 amino acids.
GCCUCAACUUUUAUAUAAGGCACAGAGAGAUGGCAUUUCUCAGGACAUUGACGACCACAGCAGCCUCAGUUCUUCCUGCAGCGGUUGUGGUUGCAACUGUCUGGUCUUCGUCCGACGACCCUUCUCGCACUUGUAAGCCAUUUUUCUCCAAGCCACUGAACCUUCCCUUCCCCUCCACCUCGAUCCUCAGCUCUGAUCGUUUGAGUCUUAGUCUUGCAAGAAACCUUAGUCCUCAACACUCCGCUGUUCGAAUGGACUCGACCACUUCGGAGCAGGCGCCUCCUCGGCAGGAGGACGGAGUUCUUCCGGAGCUAAUGACAGAGUUCAUGGUGGACAUGACAUGCGAUGGCUGUGUAAGCGCUGUCAAGAAUAAGUUAAUGACUAUCGAUGGGGUUAAAGGAGUUGAGGCUGAUUUGAGUAACCAAGUUGUCAGGGUUACUGGCUCUUCAUCUGUGAAGACAAUGCUCGAUGCCUUGGAACAGACGGGUCGAAAAGCUCGGUUAAUUGGCCAGGGCAAUCCUGGAGGUGAAAUGGUAGCGAAUGUGGUAUCAGAGCAGGUCAAGUGUACAACUCCUGGGAAGGGUAAAAAUCGGGUAAGGGCUGGCACUUCUUCUCCCUCGGUUCUGAGCAAAGAAAUGCCGCAUGAGCUCCAUCUGCAAGAUUUUUUAAUUUCGGCUGCUGUUGCUGAGUUUAAAGGUCCCCAAAUUUUUGGUGUCGUUCGCUUGGCCCAGGUGAAUAUGGAAUUGGCAAGAAUUGAAGCCAGUUUUAGUGGUCUGACACCUGGAAAACAUGGUUGGUCCAUCAAUGAGUUUGGAGAUCUGACAAAAGGAGCAGCAAGCACUGGGAAAGUAUUCAAUCCAACAAAUCAUGUUGUAACAGAGACGCCUCUCGGUGACUUGGGAACAUUAGAUGCUCAAGAUACUGGUGAGGCCUUCCUCACCGGCGUUAAACAGAUGCUUAGAGUUUCUGAUCUCAUUGGUCGAUCCAUCGUGGUGAACAAAACUGAAGAUAAAUCAGACGCAGGCAUUGCAGCUGCAGUCAUAGCUAGAAGUGCAGGAAUCGGUGAGAACUAUAAAAGACUCUGUGCAUGCGAUGGCACCACAAUAUGGGAAGCGAGCAAUAAUAGUUCUACUGUCAGCAAAGUCUAUAUAGGGUAGUUUUGUGAAUGAGUUAUUAGUUUCCUUGUAUUUUAGUUUUGCUUGUAUAAUUUUUCAUUAGGGAUCUAAAAACGUGCAAUUCAGAUCGAAAUCAAGUUGAUUUGGUCUGAGAAACCCUAGAAUCGGCAUAUUCGAAGAAUAUUAUUCCAACGAUUCUAGUGUUUUUAUCCAGCAAUCAGCCUUGUUGACUCUGUCAAAAAUCUGGAUUAGUGAUCGCCUAUUCUGAUCUAAAUUGGGCAAUUCCUGAUCCGAUUCGCCUUGCUGAUUCUUGAAACCCUGGUUUCUAUUCAUUGUACAUGUUUGGUGGUGUAAUAGAGGGUGUGCAGAAACAAUAUUCCAUGUACUAAAAGCGAACAUUUUUUUUUUUGGGGAUCAAACGACUUGUGAUACAUUUCUUUAUUGAA